Messenger RNA from Arachis ipaensis, 589 nucleotides. NCBI's taxonomy places the organism in Eukaryota, Viridiplantae, Streptophyta, Magnoliopsida, Fabales, Fabaceae. The record is from RefSeq and is a predicted model, not a curated record.
AUGCCAAAGAAUUUAAAACUUGGAAGAAGAGACGCAAGAACAGCGAGCCAAUCUGCAGCCAACAAUGGGAUCCCAGCACCAACUUCAACCCUAAAUCAAUAAUUAAUCUCAAGAUUUGGUGCUCUUGGACUUUCCACCAAGGACUUGGUCGCCUUGUCAGGUGGUCACACAAUUGGACAAGCAGGAUGUACAAUCUUCAGAUUCCACAUCUACAAUGAAACCAACGAGUUAGUAACAUCCUUUGCACAAACAAGGCAAUCAAAAUGCCCUAGGGCAUCCGGUGUGGGGGACAACAACCUCACCUUCUUUGAUCUUCAAAUGCCAGCGUCAUUCGACAACCACUACUUCAACAACCUCGUCGACCGGAAAGGUCUCCUCCACUCUGACCAGCAACUCUUCAACGGAGGAUCCACUGACUCUAUUGUUUGUCGCUACAACACAAACCCUAACUCUUUUUUUGCCGAUCUUACCAGUACGAUGACCAAGAUGGGAGACAUAAAUUCCCUCACUGGAUCCAAGGGAGAGAUUAGAAAGAAUUGCAGGAGUGUGAAUUAAUUAAGUCAAGAAUCCAACAAUAAAACAUGUUAUU